Leishmania braziliensis MHOM/BR/75/M2904 is the source of this 486-nucleotide messenger RNA. RefSeq lists its product as hypothetical. Gene Ontology annotation, molecular function: calcium ion binding. The record is from RefSeq and is a predicted model, not a curated record. The coding region runs from base 1 to 486 and encodes 161 amino acids. NCBI's taxonomy places the organism in Eukaryota, Euglenozoa, Kinetoplastea, Trypanosomatida, Trypanosomatidae. The transcript has a single exon.
AUGAAUGCCAUGUACUCUGCUGAUCAGAUUAACGUCCCCCCGGAGCUGGGGACGAUCAUGAAGCAAUACACCAAGGCAGUGAUGCGCGACAAACCAACUGAUCUAUACAAAUACAGCGCCAAUUUUUUUGCGAUCUUGAGCGGCUACGCUACCCCUUUUGACGCGGAAGGGCAGCUAACGGAGAAUGGAGCGAGCGAGGUGCCGUCGUGUUCGGCAGACCCAGUACCUGUCGAGAUACCGGAGGAAGAGAGUGCGGAUUCACAGGAUCCGGUCGACGCCAUCCUUCGCAGAUACGACCGCACUGGAACAGGCUAUAUGGAUCCGGCAGAGCUGCCGCAGCUUCUAGCUGACCUCAGGACAAGUUUAUCGCUUGAUGAAAAAGACCUGGACUCCGUGGAGGAUAUUCUAGCGAUGCUUCCCAGUGCACACAAUCAGAUUGACCUGCUGGAGCUCCGCAGUUUCCUGUUCGAAGGUGUGGGUGAGUAA